Molecule: messenger RNA, 582 nt
Organism: Alternaria burnsii
Lineage: Eukaryota; Fungi; Ascomycota; Dothideomycetes; Pleosporales; Pleosporaceae
Product: isochorismatase hydrolase
Exons: 1
Coding region: 1-582 (193 amino acids)
Source: RefSeq, a predicted model, not a curated record
AUGCCAACCCCUUCGCUUCGCCAAGUCAUUGGAAUCCCCAAUUCGACAGCAUCGGUCAAAGACUCCGUCCUUGUCAUCAUCGACGCUCAGGACGAGUACAUCUAUGGUAGUCUCCCAGCUCAAGAUUACAAAGAGGUCAAUGUCGCAAUCUCCAGCCUUCUGGAGAAAUACCGGGAGCAAAACGGCCACGUCGUACAUGUCCUGCACGACACUGGCUCCGAUGAAGCACCCAUUUUCAAGCCCAAUGGCAAACUUACCAAAGAGAUGGAUGGUGUUGGAGCCAUCAAAGGCGAGGCCAUCGUAUGGAAGAAACAUGCUGGGUCAUUUUCGGAGACAAAUCUAGCAGAGAUUGUCAAGAAGACUGGACUCCGGAAACUUGUUCUCACGGGAUACAUGGCACAUGGUUGUGUAUCAAGUACCGCUCGUGAAGCGACUACGUUAGGUUACGAGACCCUUGUUGUUGAAGAUGGUGUUGGACAGCGCGAUAUGAAGGACAUCCCCGCCGGGCAGGUGAAAAAGGUUGCUUUGACAGAGAUUGAUGACAUGUUUGGAACGGUUGUGAAGGCCUCAGACAUCAAUUAA